AUGACCAUAAUCCUAGACACCACACUCGACGACCUCUACUCGCUGGACAGCGACGAACCUCAUGGGGUGGUGACUGCGUACCCACACCCCAGCCAGCCCUCGCGGGCGAUGCCUCACCCCUUCUCGUCCGAGCACUUCCUGUACGGCAUCACCUUCCCCAACACCACCGCCCCGAACGCGACGCAAAACAUCCUGGAGCGCGGCAUCGCGCAGCGCUACUCCUUCAUCGCCGGCCGCGCGCCCGUCAUUCUGUUCGACUCGCUCCCCGCAGCCACCGACGCGGAAAGCCAGAACAAGCCAGAACAACCCCCGUCCCCAGCCAUCGCCGAUAUCCUCACCCUCCACGCCCAGCUGCACCCGACCCAACGACCAAAGCUACAGUUCCCCCGCAACGCCUCCGCAAUCGCCCCCCUCCCGCCCAACACACAGAUCGCCAUCAUCGUCCCGCAAGACGAACUGGCCCACCUCCCGCACAUCCUCCCCCCAGAGACCCACUACCACCUCCUCAGCAAACGGUGGCUCGCACUCUCCUCCCUCCCGACGCCGACCUCCAUCAUCAUCGACCCCACCACCCCCCAAACAGCGGACCACCCCGCGGCCAUCGAAGCAGAAAUCACCCGCAUGCUCCGCCCCAUCCAGACGUACCCCUCCCUACCCUUCGUCAUCAAAGUCUCCGUCGCCGCCUCCGGCCGCGGCACGUUUCUAAUCCGCUCCGAACCCGACAGAUCGGACGCCUGCAUCCGCCUCCGCGCCAUCCUACACACCUCCUUCCCGCACGUCACGCCGCAGAACGCCCACCUCCACCCCCUGACCCUCAUCCUCCAGCCCUUCGUGGCGGGCGAGGCCCACGGCAUCUCCUUCUUCCUCACGCAGACGGGCAGGGCGAUCUUCCACGCGGCCUCGCGGCAGCAGUUCAACGCCCAGGGCCAGUGGUGCGGCGGGUGGGUGUCGUUCCCUGCGCAGCGUCGGCUCAAGGAGCGGUACUGGGGGGUUGUCGUCGCUUUGGCGGAGAGUUUACAUGCGGAGGGGUAUUACGGGCCGGUUGGGGCGGAUGUGAUGACCGAGGAGAAUGGGGGGCGACACGUGAUCGUGGAUGUGAAUCCGCGGGUGACGGGGUCGUAUCAUCUGGGGUUGUUGCGGGGGCAUUUUGUGGGAAGGGGUUUGAUGGAGGUGGCGGUCUUGUCGCCUGUGUAUGUUGUUGGGGAUAGAAGCGGGUGGGUGCAGAGGUUUGCAAGGGAGAUAGAGGAUGGGAGGAUGAUUGUUACGGCUUGGGUGCAGGGGGUGGAGGGGGGGAGGAGUUAUGUAGCUGUUACGGUGGGUGGGGAGGAUGAGAGACGGUUGAAGAGGCUGGUUGGGGAGGUGGAGGCUUUUGUUCGGGAGGGUGAGUCGGUGGUUGGAGAGUGA
Molecule: messenger RNA, 1404 nt
Organism: Aspergillus aculeatinus CBS 121060
Lineage: Eukaryota; Fungi; Ascomycota; Eurotiomycetes; Eurotiales; Aspergillaceae
Product: putative solid-state culture specific protein
Exons: 1
Coding region: 1-1404 (467 amino acids)
Molecular function (GO): metal ion binding; ATP binding
Source: RefSeq, a predicted model, not a curated record